AAAGAAGUUUUUGGUCACUGGUUAUGCUUGUGCAUCUACAUUUGUGUCCACUUUGGCAUUUUGUUUUGUCCUGUGUUUGGUUCUUUCUUUGGUUGUGAGCGUGUUCCAUGCUCACCUCCUUUUUAUUCUCUGCAACUGCAAAACAGAGAAGAUAAUGGUUGUGGCAUCACCGGGAACUAUCACACAAAGGGUAGAAACCAAAGACAUACUCACAUGGAAUUUGUGGGGAUUGUCCAAACCUUAUAGAACCCAAACCCACCAUUCACAGAUCUCAAGGAUCUCACAAUUUCAGGCUUGAGCUUGGUUUUUUCUUUUUUUCUCAAUAAAGUUUUGCUCUUUUUGCUCUUCUGAGUGCUCCCUCCUCUUGGUUGGAUUCAAAUUCUCCAUUUCCAAGUUGGUUCUUCUGUGCUGGCCAAAAAAAGGAAUUUUGGCAUCUGGGUUCUGUUUGUUUUGGUGUUCAUUUUAUUGGGUCUAAGGGAAGUUGCUGUUUUGGGGAGGCUGGGAAUCUGAUUCCAAAGGGUUGCUUUUUCUGUUUGGAUAAGGUGAUAUAGACUGGACCUUCUUUGUGGGAAUGGAGAGUCAAGUUGUUAAUUAUGGUGGCUUUGAGCACUGGUCAGUGGUUGUGUGAGGGAGACACAGUUGAGGAACUAAUUGUAGAGUAUGGAACUUAGUAGUGUGGUUUUCUGGUUACUGGGGUUGUUUCUUCUGCUGUUGAUGGAAAUUUCUUCUGCUGCUCUUUCUCCUUCUGGCAUAAACUAUGAAGUUGUAGCUCUGAUGGCCAUAAAGAAUGACUUGAUUGAUCCUCACAAUGUCUUGGAAAAUUGGGAUAUUAAUUCUGUUGAUCCAUGUAGCUGGAGGAUGAUUACCUGUUCCUCAGAUGGCUAUGUUUCUGCAUUGGGGUUGCCUAGUCAGAACUUGUCUGGUACACUAUCUCCUGGGAUUGGAAACCUUACUAACUUACAAUCUGUGUUGCUUCAGAAUAAUGCCAUUUCUGGUAGGGUUCCUGCUGCAAUAGGAAGCUUGGAAAAGCUUCAGACACUUGAUCUUUCCAAUAAUACAUUUAAUGGUGAGAUACCAAGUUCUUUGGGAGGCCUCAAGAACCUGAAUUAUUUGCGGUUAAAUAAUAACAGCCUUACAGGAUCGUGCCCUCAGUCUCUUAGCAACAUUGAAGGUCUAACCCUUGUGGACCUCUCCUACAACAAUCUGAGUGGUUCCUUGCCAAGGAUAUCGGCAAGAACAUUAAAGUUUGGGGGUAACCCAUUAAUUUGUGGCCCAAAAGCAAACUGUUCUACUGUUUUACCAGAGCCACUUUCAUUCCCUCCAGAUGCUCUAAGAGGCCAAUCAGACUCUGGUAAAAAAAGCCAUCAUGUAGCACUUGCUUUUGGUGCAAGUUUUGGUGCUGCUUUUGUUAUUGUGAUUGUAGUUGGGUUUCUUGUUUGGUGGCGGUAUAGACGCAACCAGCAGAUAUUCUUUGAUGUCAAUGAGCAUUACGAUCCAGAGGUGCGCCUUGGUCAUUUGAAAAGGUUUUCAUUUAAAGAGCUUCGAGCUGCAACAGACCAUUUCAACUCAAAGAACAUUCUAGGAAGAGGUGGCUUCGGAAUAGUUUACAAGGCAAGCUUGAAUGAUGGGUCUGUUGUGGCUGUUAAAAGGUUAAAGGACUAUAAUGCAGCUGGUGGUGAGAUCCAAUUUCAGACAGAAGUUGAGACAAUAAGUUUGGCUGUUCACCGGAAUCUUCUGAGGCUUUCGGGGUUUUGCAGCACUCAGCAUGAAAGACUCCUUGUUUAUCCAUAUAUGCCUAAUGGCAGUGUAGCCUCUAGAUUAAAAGACCAUAUUCAUGGCCGGCCAGCAUUAGAUUGGACAAGGAGGAAGAGAAUAGCUUUAGGCACAGCAAGAGGGUUGGUUUACUUGCAUGAGCAAUGUGACCCUAAAAUUAUUCACCGUGAUGUCAAAGCAGCCAACAUAUUGCUAGAUGAAGACUUUGAAGCUGUUGUUGGUGAUUUUGGUUUAGCCAAGCUUUUGGAUCAUAGAGAUUCCCAUGUGACCACAGCUGUGCGUGGCACUGUUGGUCACAUUGCUCCAGAGUACCUAUCCACUGGCCAAUCAUCGGAAAAGACUGAUGUGUUUGGGUUUGGCAUCUUGCUGCUUGAACUGAUCACAGGUCACAAGGCUCUAGAUUUUGGGAGAGCAGCGAACCAGAAAGGUGUAAUGCUUGAUUGGGUUAAGAAGCUCCACCAGGAUGGAAGAUUAAGUCAAAUGGUGGAUAAGGAUCUAAAGGGCAACUUUGAUAUGAUUGAAUUAGAAGAAAUGGUUCAGGUAGCACUCUUGUGUACACAAUUCAACCCUUCACACCGCCCCAAGAUGUCAGAAGUAUUGAAGAUGUUGGAAGGGGAUGGCUUAGCUGAAAGAUGGGAGGCCUCACAGAGGAUUGAAACACCAAGGUUUCGGUCUUGUGAGCCUCAAAGAUAUUCAGAUUUGAUAGAGGAAUCUUCACUCAUAGUUGAAGCCAUGGAGCUUUCUGGCCCUAGGUGACAAACAUCUUGGUUUUCCACUAUAGCUCCUUGUUUAAAAGGUGUAGUUUAAAUGUUAAAAAUGACAUUGUCAUUAGUGUCAAUAGCUAUGUAAUGCACGUAUUCAUCUGUAAAAAGGAAAAGGAAAGUCACGUAUAAGUAUCUUUGUGGGAAUGUUGAUUUAGUUGCUUCGGAAAA
Messenger RNA from Cajanus cajan (pigeon pea), 2705 nucleotides. It is a transcript of the gene NIK3, whose product is annotated as NSP-interacting kinase 3. Gene Ontology annotation, molecular function: protein binding; protein kinase activity; ATP binding. Gene Ontology annotation, biological process: protein phosphorylation. Lineage: Eukaryota; Viridiplantae; Streptophyta; Magnoliopsida; Fabales; Fabaceae. The record is from RefSeq and is a predicted model, not a curated record.